AUGGUAAUUUUAUUCAGGUGUGUUCAUAUUGGCGCCCGGACUGUCAAUUCCAAUGGCAGUGUACUGUAUGAAAAACGAUUGGUUCAUAGCCGCAACCGUAUACCUGCAGUGGAUUUUAACCUUCAUUGGUACGACCAGGUAGCUAAUCAGAGUGGUUCAGGAGUGUUUGGGUCUCUGGUGUUCGACGUCUGCUGCUUCCAGAAGGAGUACCGCUCAAUCGUCGUCAUGCUUGUGAAUCUUCCGAACUUAAUCCUGGUGUAUAAGCUUCUCGUGAGGAGAGAGUACCCCAGCUUCCUACUCUCGGCAUCCUGCUUGGUAUGUUUCUUCGUGGGAGGCAUAGUGUACUGCCAAGAAAGGCCAGCGUUGAUAGAGGGAAUAAUGGGUCAUCACGAAAUCUUCCACCUACUAGCAGUCAUAGGAUUUGGUCUAAUAGUGGGUGCAAACGGAUUUGUGAUCAAAUGA
Molecule: messenger RNA, 462 nt
Organism: Theileria orientalis strain Shintoku
Lineage: Eukaryota; Apicomplexa; Aconoidasida; Piroplasmida; Theileriidae
Exons: 1
Coding region: 1-462 (153 amino acids)
Source: RefSeq, a predicted model, not a curated record